This is a messenger RNA of Acanthaster planci (crown-of-thorns starfish), 3473 nucleotides long. RefSeq names its product membrane metallo-endopeptidase-like 1. NCBI's taxonomy places the organism in Eukaryota, Metazoa, Echinodermata, Asteroidea, Valvatida, Acanthasteridae. Gene Ontology annotation, cellular component: plasma membrane. The record is from RefSeq and is a predicted model, not a curated record. Gene Ontology annotation, molecular function: metalloendopeptidase activity. Gene Ontology annotation, biological process: protein processing.
UUCACCGAGGCUACUUUUAUACUUCUUACAUUAGCGCCAUUGUAAGACCCCUGCUGACACCCACACUGCGUGAUUACAUUGCAGGGAAAAAAUGGGAACUGUCGAUUUCAGCACUGACAGUGCCAAUAUGAUCGGCACGAGCAGUAUGGAUACCGAUACCUUAAGCACUCUAGAUACGGAAGAGCAAACGAGCUCCCAAGGCGUAGUGAUACCAGCUGAUGACGAAACAGUGUCUAGGAAUCCGUGGAAAUGGCCAAUAAUCAUAGCUGGAGCAGUGGUUCUUCUCUUUGUAGUUGGAGCUGUUUUUUUCACAAUCAGACACAGGCCAGUCAUCAGAUUCACCUGCGUUAGCGCCCAGUGUAACGAAUCCGCCAUUCUCGUUCAGAGCAGCGUGGAUAGCAGCCAGGAUCCAUGCCAGAACUUCUUUGACUACGCAUGCGGAGGAUGGAACAAGCGACAAGUAAUUCCCGGCGACAAGCUGCGUGUCAGCAUUCUCUCCCAGCUCCAUGAUGACUUGCAAGAAAAGCUCAGAGGACUGAUUGAGCGAGAUCCACAACUAAACGAGCCAGCAUCAUUCUCUCAAGUCCGGAAGUACUACAAUGCAUGCCUUGACCAAGAUACCAUUAACAGUCUGGGAGCCACCCCGCUGAUCAACGUUCUGGACUCCGUCCAUGGAUGGCCUGUCCUCGGAUCAAAGCCCGGCGGUAACUGGCUCGAAAGCUCCUACCACUUUGAGAGAUUGUGGGCAACUCUUAGUUCCCAGUUUGGCAUAAAUGCGAUCAUAUCAACUGGAGUCCACACAAAUAUUCGUAACAGCAGAGAACAUAUUCUCAAGAUUAAAUUUCCGGCAUUCACUGCGCCCUCUGAAUUUCUUUCAAACAAGCGGAAGCUAUCGUCCACUUUGAUUCCGGAGAACCUUUCUAACGACUUUGGCCGACACCUGCUCUUGCUCAGCGAAUUUGAAAGUCAAAGAGCAGCCUACCUCCGGUAUAUGGUUGACAUUGCCGUGGCUCUGGGCGGAGAUCAAACGGAGGCAAGGAAAGAUAUGAGCGAUGUGCUUGAGUUCGAGAAGACAUUAGCGCGGCACGCUGACUACUCCACUACCAGAGACGUACCUGAGAUAACAACCCUGGAGGAGCUUCAGUUAUAUUACACAAAGAUCAACUGGGCAAACCUCUACCAUCAUCUCAUUCCAUCAAGCGUGCAGCCACCCGUUUUGGGAAAUGAACCCAUCGUCGUCGUUGACCCAUCCUAUCUUUACCUUGUCAACACAAUGUUGGGGUCGGAGAGUCACAGGGUGGUGGCAAACUAUAUGAUCUGGCGACUUGUGAGCGUAAUGGUGCCCUCUCUUGGAGACCGGUAUACCAGAAUCUAUCAGAAGUAUUUACAUGCUACGUUUGGGCUCUCGGAGGCUCGUGCACGUUGGAUGCACUGCACUGAUGAAACCAAUCUCGUACUACCAUUUGCUACUGGAAGGAUGUACGUGGACGAAUACUUCACACUAGACACCAAGAGAGAGAUAGAGCAAAUAAUUAGUAACAUUAGGAGAGCCCUGAGGGCCAUGCAGGAGCGGGUCAGUUGGUUGUCUUACAGUGACAGGGCGAAGACCCAGAAAAAGCUUGAUGCUAUGAAGGUCAACGUGGGCUACCCAGAUUGGUUGAAGGUUAACGCUACGCUCGAUGCCAAAUCUGCCGAUCUAGUUGUCACAAGCAACACGUACUUCAUCAAUUUUCUAAACUAUCUCAGGAGGGAAGCGCAGAGGAAACUUGGCAGCCUGCGACUCCCUGUCGAUAAAUCCUUGUGGAUUUACACUGCACCAGCUGAUACAAACGCCUUCUACAGUUUUUUGGACAACGGAAUAGUUAUCCCGGCUGGUAUCCUCCAACCACCCGUCUACCAUCCGGACCUGCCGUGGUACUCAAAUUAUGCAGGCGUUGGAGCGAUUAUCGGGCACGAAAUAACACAUGGUUUCGACAGCAAAGGGAGACUUUUUGACAAAGACGGAAACUUCAAAGUCUGGUGGAGCUACAUGUCUGUCUUAGAUUACGUAAAGGCAGCCAAUUGUUUGGUGGACCAGUACUCCGACUACGUCAUUCCCGAGAACGGCAAAAAUUUAAACGGGAAGCGGACUGAGGCAGAAAACACUGCUGAUAAUGGCGGGCUGAGAGAGGCGUACAAGGCUUACGAAGAUAACGCACCUUAUGUACGGAAACAGCUUCCUGGACUACAGAAUCUCACUGAUGAACAAAUGUUCUUCUUAUCCUAUGCACAGGUGUGGUGCGGUGUAACGACGCGUGCAGGGGCAGACCAACAGGUUAAACUCGGGGUGCACAGUCCUAAUCGCUUCAGAGUCAUUGGUCCUUUGCAAAACAACGAAGACUUCACAAGUGCGUUCAACUGUCCACUUGGGAGCUAUAUGAGAAGAAGUCCUAGAUGCAAAGUGUGGUACUAAAUGUAAGCUCUGUACAUGGUUUGUUGGGACGCUAUAUAUUCAUAUUACUGUAGCUCACAAUGAAUAGGCACAUUUUGUCACAGUCUUACAAAGAUAUAGACGUCUCACCGGAGAGUAAAAACCGAGGUUUUGAGACGAUCGCAUUUAAGUCAAUUAAAGUCAAUUAAAAUCUGUUCAUAAAAAACUAUAAAAUUUGUGUGACAAGUACACGCUUUUGACAUGGCGCGUGUGAGGUGCGAAAGUUGUUGUAUGUUUAUACAUUUCCGGAGUCAAAGUGAUUCUCGAAAACUGCAAAACGAGCCUGGUUGAUUUUUCCCAAAAAAAAACAUAAAUUUGAACAAAAAAAAUCAUGAGGGGCCAAUUUGCCUCUUCAUGAAAACGGUGACGAUUUAUGCAACGUCAUGUUUUACAUUCAAAACUUGUGUAUUUGCUGUAAGGGCACGACAUGCACCAUUCGAUCAGGAGGCUGUUUGUAGACAUCGCCCACAAGUUGCGCGCAUGAAAUGAAAAUAUUUCUUUUAAAAAGCUAGUAAGUUUGUCUUUUAACUUCCUUUGGUUGUCCGAAACUCAUUUAAUGUUCGCAGAGUAUUAGUUGGUUUUUGUAAUAAAGGAAUAUUUUAUUCAGUUUUCAUGAUGUCUUCGUUACAAAUAUUGCAAAUGUUGUCAUUUAUCCACGUAUUUCUGAUUCCAACAUAGAAUAAACAAGUCAUGUUUUCACACAACUAUGCAUUACUCCUAAAGGCAUCAAGGAUGCAUAUAAAAAGAUAAGCAUGAUUUCGCAAUUUCCACUAAACAGAACUGCUAAUAGUGUUGGCAUGAUGUUUCAAAGGAGUCAGGAUGUAGAAACAUAUUUGCAAAGCUCGGAAUUCGCAUUUAUUUACCGAGAAACACCAUCAUUGUAAUUUCUUCACACACUGUUGUGUCGAGUCGAGCAGCAUGUUCAAACAGUCUUUUUCAGAUAUUUCCCAAAGUACUGCAAGUAUGGGUAGGAGACUUACAUCAAUGGAUAGAAAAACAUGUG